CCUUCCUGAGCCGCCGGAGCGCCGUCCCCGCGUCCCUGCGACUGCGAGCGUCGCUGCCUCCUCCCGGAGCUCCACCGCCUCCCUCCCAGCGAGAGCGUCGGCGGCUCCUUCCCUCCGAGAACUAGGUGAGGAAUUCGGGAGGGGAUUGGGCGUAGGGAUCAACCCACUCUCUCCGGGUUGUUUCUGCCAAACGUCCGACGCCGUCUACGUCGUUCUAGGUUUCCCUUCCAUCCCCACCCAAAUCCCCACAGCCGCUUCAGCCCGAGCUGAAGUUUUGGGUGCUUGCUACCCUCCCCGUCGUCCCCGACCACCGACCCCAGUCGCAGCCUCGGUGGAGGCGCGGAAUCAAACCGACUUGGGCUCGCAAAUUCUCGAUUCAUAGCGGCGAUGGGGCAGGAGGAGGAAGACGUCGACCACUACGAGGUGCUCUGCCUGCCCUCCGGCGAGGAGGGCGCGGCGCUUUCCCUCGAGCAGAUCGAGAAGGCCUACCGGACGCAGUCGCGGCUCCGCCACCCGGAUAAACGCCCCGACGACCCCAACGCCACCGCCGACUUCCAGCGGCUCGCGAGCUCGUAUAAACUCCUUCGGGACGAGUCCCUCCGCCGGCAGUUCGAUGCGCGCCUUCGCGGCCGACGCGAGGCGGCCGCCCGCGCCGCCGCCUCUGGCGUCAAGCGGCGGAAGGCCGUGUCCGACCUAGAGGAGCGCGAGCGCGCCUUCGCCGCGGGCCAGCCCGUCGACGCCACCGAGGCAGCUAGGCGCGAGGACAAGCGGAAGGCCGCUGACGUCAAGCGCGAGCUCGAGGAGUUCUUCGCUUCCAAGCAGUCCGCCGCUUCAGGCACUGCUUCCACUCCGGUGCAUGGAGCCCCACAAGAUGCACAAAAAACAGAUAAGGGUAAGAUUUUGAAGGUUUCAUGGGAAGGUGGUGCAGAUUAUUAUACUGCUGCAAAGCUGGAGGAGAUCUUUAAGCAAUUUGGCGAAGUUGAAGAUGUUGUGAUCAAAACAAGAAAAUCAAGGAGUAGGGGCUCAGCAAUUGUUGUCAUGUCCUCCAAAGAGGCUGCACGUUCAGCACUGCAAAACCAUUCUGUGUACAAUGUUUUCUCUGUCCCUUUAAUUGUUGUUCCUGUUGAAGAAUCAAGUGGUGUUCCAGCAAGGCCAACUCAAACACCUGAAACGAGGACAAGCAACAUUGGUGGAACUGGAUUCAGUGAUUUGGAAGCAUCAGUAUUCCGCAAACUUCAAGAGGCUCAGAAAAGGAAGCAAAGCGGCUAGCUAGGCGUAUGGUUGAAGCAUCAGCAGGACACUUCCUGCUAAAGAACACCUGAAGAUAGCUGGGACACUGCAGUCAGAAACUUGAACAAUUUUGUAGUUUGUGGCGAUCUUGUUGAUAAUCUGUCUCAUGCGGACGGUGAUGCUAGUUUUCAGGCAUUCACCACCAUGUAUGUUGUUCCAAUAGACCACAACAUUAGAAUUUCAAUUGUAUACUUCAAUAUUUGGUCAGGGAUAAGUGAGAUACGGACAUGUAGUUUUAUC
Oryza brachyantha (malo sina) is the source of this 1530-nucleotide messenger RNA. Its product is annotated as pre-mRNA-splicing factor cwf23. The record is from RefSeq and is a predicted model, not a curated record. Gene Ontology annotation, molecular function: RNA binding. Lineage: Eukaryota; Viridiplantae; Streptophyta; Magnoliopsida; Poales; Poaceae. Bases 388 to 1269 code for a protein of 293 amino acids. The transcript is spliced from 4 exons.